Messenger RNA from Zonotrichia leucophrys gambelii, 2472 nucleotides. It is a transcript of the gene GMNC, whose product is annotated as geminin coiled-coil domain containing. Gene Ontology annotation, cellular component: nucleus. Lineage: Eukaryota; Metazoa; Chordata; Aves; Passeriformes; Passerellidae. Gene Ontology annotation, biological process: negative regulation of DNA replication; negative regulation of cell cycle. Bases 1 to 1515 code for a protein of 504 amino acids. The record is from RefSeq and is a predicted model, not a curated record. The transcript is spliced from 5 exons.
AUGGCCGCGGUUCGGGCGUUGCGGGGUCCGAAGGCGCUGGCGGGACCCGGCGGGACCCACGGGGCGUUCGCCUGUCGCACGGGGCUGCUGCGGGCGCUGAGGGCUCCUCCAGCCUGCUCGCCCCGGGACGUCUCCUCUCCCGGCUUUACCCGCCUCAGCCGGGCCGUUACCCAGCGCGCUGCCGCCCGCGGGCCCCAGAGCAGCGGUGCUUGCCCGGGGUGUGCCCGGUGUGAAGGAGCCGCCGGUGCCCCGCGCCCUGCGGCGCCUCAGCAGCGGGCAGAGGGGCCAGAGGCGGCCGGGGAGCUGCGCUGGGCCCUGGCAGGUGUUGGGCGAACGGGGAGCGGGCACCGGGUCAGGGCUGGCCGCUGCCCCGGGACAGCACCUGAGCACAGCCCGGCCGGACGGCAGCGGGGAGAGCGCUGCCCCGCCGGGGCGCUUCUGGCGGGGCCGGGCCGGCACCGCUUCCCCUCGGGGCCCCCGGCCCCGCCGAGCGCCCCAUCGCCUCGGCCCUUCCCUCCGCAGAGCGCCGGCCGGCCGUGCCUGCAGCCGGACUUCGCCGGGGGCUCGGGCUGCGCCUGGCCCUGGUCUGCCCCCGCCGGGGUUUCCAAGGAGACCUGGGCCGCCGUCUGCGCCGCGGAGCCGCCGCACAGCCACGGCCGGCCGCAGGGCCAGGUCUGCAGCCCGCAGCUCGCUGCCCAGGACGCGGCGUGGCAGGGAGACCAGCUGUCCUCCCAGCUCUACAGAAACAAGCAGCUUCAAGAUACUUUGCUUCAGAAGGAAGAGGAACUUGCUAGGUUACAUGAAGAAAAUAAUAACCUCCGACAAUACCUGAAUUCUGCCCUGAUUAAGUGUUUAGAAGAAAAAGCCAAGAAACUACUGUCUGACCAUGGGCAAAAAACCUGUGCUAUCCUCAAAAGUACCAAGAGGAGACUGAAGGAGGACCACUGCUUUGUUCCUCAAGAAACUCCUCAUGCUUCCAAAGCUAGAAGGAACCUCUUCAAUGAAUUCACUGCCUGUGAGGAGCAAGCCAGCCCUGCUGUGGACAGCUGGGUCUUGCAGACCUUAGGAUUAAAGGAUGUGAACACCAUUGAUGAAGCUUCAGCUAACUACAGUGCCCUGUCCCCAGACCUUGGGAAAGACACGUACUGCCUGAGCCCUGGGGGAGCAGCAGACUGUGAGCACAGGGAAGGAGCAGCAGCAGUGUUCAGCUGCAGCCAUGAGCCCCCAGGCAGCAGCAGCACCCACCCAUGCAGCCAGGAUUCUCCCUUCCUUCCUCAGUUUUCUUCAGCACCAUGCAUCUCCUCACCAGUGCCGAGUGUUUCCUCCCUCCCAGCCUAUGGGUUGCCUUAUUGGACUGGUGGUUUGUCACCCAACAGAACAGAAGUGGCCUUCACCACGUGCCUGAGUCCCCACCGCAACGUGAGGACGCACAGCUUCCACCAGGGACAGGCCUUCGUGCGCAGGGACGAUGAUGGUGGCUGGAGGUUCACCUGGGUGCCCAAGCAGCCUGAAUGAUGCACCUGACCAAGGGCCAGCCAUAGAGGAUGGAGGAGUCACACCUCACCUUGUGCAUCAGACAGAAAAAGGGACCCCUUUUGGGCUGCUUUAAAUGCUACCCUGUCACUAACCCACUCCUCAUUCCCUCACAGAUUUUCACAGAUGUGACUCCAGAUUGCACUUGAACAGUUUUCUGCCCCAGAUGUUCAAACUGGAUUCCUUUCUCUUGUGCCUGUAUUGAGAUACCUGUUUUUACUUCUUUCCUGGGGGUUUGUCAUCAGCUCCUCCUUGUUACUGGUAGUUUCCAGGCUGGAGGGCUUUCACUUUUGAUGAUCACCUCAACAUGCACCAAACAGGAAAGCACUUUGGGAAUACACCUCUCUCCCUUUGGAAAUAGCACCUAUCUCACAGAUAUCCACAGAUAACAAAGGAGGCAUAGGUUGGAGGCUGAGGAUCAGCAGUUUCUAAGUGAUUUAUAUCUCUCUUCACUACACAGAUAGCCUUGGAUUUAACAGGCACCCAUGGCUGCCUUAGGUGCUGCACAAGGCUGACCUACCUGCAGUUCCAUGGUGCUGUCACAUUCUUUGAUGAUGCCUCAAAAUAAAAACAGGAUUUACUUCUAAUGCCUGGAGGCCACUUAGUUACAAGUGAUUCAGCAAGGUCAGGGGAUCUUCCUAAGGUGUGAUUAAGAGACUGAUGUGUUUACUAAUAUGUUUUAAAGGUAUUUUGUAUCUCAAUAAAGGGAGUUUACAUGUGGGGAGGCAGUAUCACUUAGUGGCUGGAGUGGGUCUUUGGGGACUCCAGCCUUCAAUGCCAGCUCCUGCCUCUCUGUGUCUGCCAGACUGGGAUGGGCUGAGGGUAAGACCAGCAUUACUUUGAGAAUGCUUUAAAACUCUCUGAGAGAAGGUGCUCUAGCACUGCACAGGACUUAACUUUCACUACUGCUACUAAAUGAUAUGAAUAUUUGAUUAUAUG